This is a messenger RNA of Menidia menidia (Atlantic silverside), 2351 nucleotides long. Lineage: Eukaryota; Metazoa; Chordata; Actinopteri; Atheriniformes; Atherinopsidae. The record is from the annotation of a GenBank genome assembly.
GAUUGACUGUUUCCAAGGAGACCACUGACACUACCGAGAAUUGGAGAUUGGUCGGUGUUGUAGACAGACGCCUGUUUUGCAAUUCUUAGGUCUUUACAAAAAGUCUGGGAAGCUGGUUUUCCUGGGUCUGGACAACGCUGGUAAAACAACACUCCUACACAUGCUGAAAGAUGACCGACUUGGCCAGCAUGUACCAACCCUGCAUCCAACCUCAGAGGAGCUGACAAUUGGUGGCAUGACAUUUACCACAUUUGAUUUGGGAGGACAUGUACAAGCUCGAAGAGUUUGGAGGAACUACCUGCCCGCUGUGAAUGGUGUGGUCUUUCUUGUCGACUGUGCUGAUCACGACAGACUCACAGAAUCAAAGACUGAACUCGAUGCUCUCCUUGCUGAUGAGACCAUUGUCAAUGUUCCAGUGCUAGUGCUGGGUAAUAAAAUCGACCGUCCAGAAGCCAUCAGUGAAGGAGGCCUGAGAGGUGCUUUUGCUCUUGACGGUCAAGUUACUGGAAAGGGAAAUGUUUCUCUGAAGGAGCUGAAUGCUCGCCCACUGGAGAUUUUCAUGUGCAGCGUGUUGAAGAAACAAGGCUAUGGGGAAGGUUUCAGAUGGUUAUCGCAAUACAUUGACUGACAUGCAAAAGUCAGACUUUGCCAAAAGGCUUUUAAAUGACAUGUUAUCAUGAGAUAUGACAAAUACGGUCAACCAGCCCUAAAUUUAACUAAUGUUCCUAAGGGCAUUUCCUUUUUGUUAAAUUCCUCUAUGCAAACUUUCAAAAUUGUUACUGAUGAUAUACCCUUAAUGUUUUAUUAAUAUGAGCCAGUAGCAUGGCAUGGUGAUUACCUAAUUACAGCACACGAGCAGCCAGACAUUUAGCAAGAAUGCAGAUAUAUGUGCUUCAGUGGUGCAUUAUUUAUUACUGUUUGGACUUCAUUAGAAAGUGAGUCAGGGGACAUUGUGGUGUGUGACUUAAUACUUGUCUGACUUUAAAUUAGAACAGCUGAGUUUAGUUUUAAAAAAAUCUCUGUAUACAGAUUCAAGCAAUUUUAUCUGGAAAGAGACAUUUAUUUUAAUUGAUACAAUCUAAUGGUAUGCAGCUUCUGCCUUCAAACCAUAAAGCCAAAGAUCCGUGCUUAAGAAUCGGGGAUCAGGAGGGAGAUAGAGGACAUCUUUCAAGCCAAAUCCUGAGCCAACUUCCCUUCACAAACCAUAAAAAGAGAAAGCAAACCUGGAACCUUAUGGUGGAGUGAAAUGACAUAGCUUGCUGAUGAUAAUUCUGUUGUCAAAGCUUUUUGAAUUUAUUGGCCUAAUGAUAACAGCACAGUCUAAAUGUUUUUAAUGAUUGUGUUCAUGGCAGCCAAUUUGAAGUGAGUAUGUCUAAACCGUCGCAAAAUUAGGUGUUCAGUGAGGAAUUCAAAGAAAUAACAUUCAUAUUGAACAUUUUUCUUUGACUUCUCUGGUUUCAUUGUAUUAUGAAGGCAAUAAUUAUGACACACCCUUAACACGUCAAAGAGCAAUAAAGUAGAAUAGCUGGCUGUAUUGUAGAGAAUACAUGUUGCUCUAAGAACAUAUUAGCAUAAAGCACUGCUGCAUAUAACACAGCGUCUCGCCUGACCACUUCGCUCCUGGUGAAGCUCUUGAUUGAGUUAAAUAUUGAUUAAAAAGUCAAAUUUGAAGUGAAUAUAAUAAAAUUUGACUAAGAGUCUGCGGUGAAAGACUAAGAAUAUUUUUCUAUGUAAUCAGGAUUUUCUCUGUCCAGGACUAACAGAAGUUUAAGUGCUGCUAAUGUACUUUUUGAUUAUCUGAAAAGAUAGGAGAGUGCACUUCCCGACACAACGCUAAGCUGUCUAAAUGUUGUCCAUUUAUCCUUCUUCUUUCCUCUCUAGGGGUUAUGGGGGUUACUAGAUGUUUACAAUGAACUGUUCAAAUUGUGACCUCAUGAGCUCAGAAUAGAUAAGAAAGGAACAUUUGGGAUCCUUAUUCCUUAUAUACCGUUUCCUGCAUGUUGUGUGAACAGGGUAGAAUAGAGAAUAAUUUAUUUGUUGACAUAGGAAAGAUUUUUUACAGGGAAGUGUUUCUUAACGUGUGCUGCAGUAUGCAUGUAAACUAAUUAUGUUUCGCUAUGAACAGUGUUCUGUACCACUUCCUACAACUCCUGUAAACUAUGUAUGAUACAGAUGUAAAUUCUUGUACGAUAACUAUCUUUGAGCUGGCACUAUAGAAUAUUGUUAUUUAUUUCUGUUGGUAUACUGAAUUAAAUUAAUAUUUUCUGCAAAGAUAUGUUCCUAUAGUUUUAAUUAAAGUGGACUGUGUUAAGAGUAAGAGUGAGUUUAGUUCAUUUGAAAGAUAAUUGAAG